GUUAAUGGUUUGGUGACUUUGGUCAAGUUCUGCUUCUUUAUAUAAUUAGUACCCCAAAAAUCAAAAACAGGCAUUCUGAAUUUAAAAUCCACUUUGAGGCAAGAACAAGGAAGAAGCCAUGACUAGGUGGUGGUUCUAUAGGUGGCAGAUGGUGUUGGUUGCCUUUAUGUUCAUGGUCUUCCUCACAACUCCGGCGACAUCACAACCACAAACAAACAUACUUAUCACAGCUUGCAGCCAAGUCAACGCAACCAAUCUCCCAAAUUUCUACGCCAAUCUUAACUCUACUUUCCAAGAUGUCCGAAGACAAUUAUCGAACAAUAACACCUACUUUGCAACCGCAGAGCAGACAAGGAAUUCAGAGUCAGUUUACGUAAUGGGUCAGUGCAGGAACUACAUGUCAACGAGAGACUGCGUGGCUUGUUUUGAUUUUGCCGAUAGGUCAAUACGUUUCUGCGCUGGUGCCAACGGUGGCCGAGCUGUACUUGACGGCUGCUUUCUCAGGUACGAGAGUAAUUCUUUCUAUGAUCAAACAACAUUGCCUGGAAAUGUUGGCUUAUGUGGUAAUCGUACUUCAUCAACACAAAGCGUUUUUGAAACCGCUGUGGAUGGAUUAAUGUCCAAUCUUUCUAUCGCCACACCUAAAAUACCUGGUUUCUUUGCUGCGGCCACAGCAGCUGUUAAUGGCACCAAUACAAGUACUGCUUAUGCUAUCGCUCAGUGUGCCCCUACUGUAACAUCCGAUGGUUGUGGUGCUUGCUUACAGGUUGCAUACGCUAAUAUAAAAAGUUGUGCAACUGAUGUUACUGAUGGGAGAGGUGUUGAUUCUGGGUGUUUUAUGAGGUACUCAGCCUCUCCGUUUUUCGCCAACAAUACAAUUAUUGAUAUCACGCCAUUUUUACGAGAUGGAGGUUCAAGCAACAAGGGAGCCAUUAUCGGAGGUGUGGUUGGAGGUGUAGGUGGUUUGAUCAUCUUGCUAAUACUUAUACUUUUGUGGUAUCGUCGAUCCAGGAAAAGAACAUCACCAGGAAGUAACUUACAUGGGGCAACAGAAUUGCAAGGCCCAAUGGCGUAUAGCUACAAUGAUCUCAAAAGAGCUACAAAGGAUUUUAGGGAGGAUAAUAAACUCGGAGAAGGAGGCUUUGGAGAUGUGUAUAGGGGAAUCGUGAAGGGUGGAAACAUUGUUGCAGUGAAGAAACUAGCCAUAGGUUCCAAUAAUGCAAAAGACAAUUUUGAGAGUGAAGUACGGGUUAUUAGUAAUGUCCAUCACCGAAAUCUUAUCCGUCUUCUUGGAUGUUGUAGCAAAGGACCAGAAUUACUACUAGUUCUUGAGUACAUGGCAAAUGGAAGUCUAGAAAAAUACCUAUAUGGUGACAAAAAAGGGAACCUUAGCUGGAAACAACGUUAUGAUAUUAUUUUUGGCACAGCUAGGGGUCUAGCAUAUCUGCACGAACAAUACCAUGUAACCAUCAUUCAUAGAGACAUAAAACCUAGCAACAUUUUACUCGACAACGAUUUUCAGCCCAAAAUUGCAGAUUUUGGAUUGGCAAGGCUUCUACCUGAGGACCAGACACAUAUAAGCACAAGAUUUGCUGGAACUUUGGGCUAUACAGCACCAGAGUAUGCAAUUCACGGACAGUUGUCAGAGAAGGUUGACACCUACAGCUUUGGUAUAGUGGUUCUUGAGAUUAUUAGCGGAAAAAGAUGCACAGACGUCCCAAAUGAAUCAGCUGGAGAACAGUACCUUCUAGAACACGCUUGGAAUCUGUAUGAGAGUCGCAUGCACCUGAAGUUGGUUGAUGAGACAUUAGACCCAAGUGAGUAUAGAGAAGAAGAAAUAAAGAAAGUCAUAGAAAUAGCACUAAUGUGCACUCAGUCACCGGUUUCUGUCAGGCCAACCAUGUCUGAAGUGGUGAUGCUUCUAAGUGAUCGAUCACGGGUGCAAAACCCACCAAGUAGACAAAAUGUCAAUUUUACCGAGAUAAGGAUACAAGUUGAGAACUCCACAUCCACUACUUUGUCUAUGAGCAAUGCUGAUGCUACAAUUACCGAAUUAACAGGACGUUAAUUUUAUUACAAUAUGGAUCCAGAAGUGGUAUGAAGUUUACCUUGAGAUUUAAUUAUAUGCAUUCAUGGAUAGUACUCUACUUUUCAUACAUGAUUGGGAAACGAAAAUGUGUACAAUCUGCG
Lactuca virosa is the source of this 2190-nucleotide messenger RNA. Lineage: Eukaryota; Viridiplantae; Streptophyta; Magnoliopsida; Asterales; Asteraceae. The record is from the annotation of a GenBank genome assembly.